Messenger RNA from Penicillium verhagenii, 1968 nucleotides. Its product is annotated as dynamin family protein. The record is from RefSeq and is a predicted model, not a curated record. Gene Ontology annotation, molecular function: GTPase activity; GTP binding; microtubule binding. The transcript has 3 exons. Gene Ontology annotation, cellular component: membrane; cytoplasm; microtubule. Lineage: Eukaryota; Fungi; Ascomycota; Eurotiomycetes; Eurotiales; Aspergillaceae. Bases 1 to 1968 code for a protein of 655 amino acids.
AUGUCUGAAUCAAUAGAUGAUGAUAAUGCUGCACUGAAAUCCACACAUGUUGAAAAAAAUGUUCCGCUCCGCUCAAAAAAGACAUCCUCUCGUUUGAACCUUAUUGACCGAAUCCGGGGAUACGGAAUCAGUGAAUACAUUUCACUGCCCCAACUAGUGGUAUGUGGUGACCAAUCAGCUGGUAAAAGCUCUGUCCUUGAGGGUAUCACCGGGAUCCCGUUUCCAAGACAAGAUGGCCUUUGCACUCGAUUUGCAACCGAAAUCAUCCUUCGUCAUGAGCCCAACGAAACGAAGUUCACCGCCACAAUUAUCCCCCAUCACUCCAGAGAUGACGAGACAAGAGACAAACUCAAAAGCCUCAAUCACCGGUUCAAGAGCUUUGAGGAGCUGCCCAGCAUCAUCAGGAAAGCGGGAGACCUGAUGGGGCUAUCUGCUGAGGCUGGAUCUGGGCCAACGUUUGCCUCGGAUGUUCUUCGGCUUGAACUUGUUGGCAAUACUGGCGUCCACCUGACUAUUGUGGAUGUUCCUGGGCUGAUCUCAGUCUCAGAAAAUGAAGAUGAUGUGAACCUAGUUGCAAGUCUGGUGGACUCAUACCUGCAAAAUUCCCGAACCAUAAUCCUUGCUGUUGUACCAGCAAGCAGCGACGUGGACACGCAAGCCAUUAUUCAACGUGCUCGAUUUUUCGAUAAGGCCGGCGAAAGAACAGUUGGAAUCAUCACAAAGCCCGAUCUUAUCAACAAGGGAACGGAGCCACGAGUUGCAAGGCUAGCAAAGAAUUGUGACAAGACCAAGCUGGCUCUGGGAUUUUUCCUUCUUAAAAACCCGGCCCCAAGUGAUCUCGCUGCUGGAAUGACCGGCGAGGAACGUCGCAAAGUGGAAGUAGAUUUCUUUUCCAAGGAGCCAUGGAGUAAACAAGGCUUGGAUCCUUCUCGAAUCGGCAUCGAGAAUUUGAAAUCAUUUUUACAGGAACUUCUUGACACUCACAUUGAGACAGAGUUGGUGAAGGUCCGCGAAGAAGUACAUGAACUGCUACAGCAGACUAACCAAGUUCUUGUUGAUCUCGGAAGUGAGCGUAAAACUGCCAAUCAGAUUCGGACAUUCCUGACAAGAGCCAGUACGGACUACUGCAAUCUUGUCCAAUCUGGUGUUGAUGGAGCCUACGACCUACAUUAUAGCAGCUUCUUCGAGGCAGGUAACCAGGAUUUGUAUUUCCGUCUCCGUGCUGCGAUUUACCAAAAAACGAGAGGUCAAGAGCUCCCCGGAACCUACAAUCAUGGGCUGGUCGCGAAAUUGUUUCAUGAUCAGUCGUCGCGAUGGCCCCAGAUUGCUAAAGAGCAUGUCCGCGAGACUUCGCAGUUGGUUUCCCGAUUUCUGGGAGCCGUACUACAACAAACAAUCAAGGAUCAUAAAGUCCGGGCCAAGGUUCAUCAGAUCGUCAACAAAGCGUUAGAAAAAAAUAUCAAGGCCGGAAUGCUUGAACUUGAAAAGUUGAUCGAAGACGAAGGUCGGCAUCCAAUCACGUACAACCGCUAUUACACCGAUGCCAUCCAGAAAUCUCGACAGGACCGCUCCGAUGAACUGCUCAAAGCAUCCGUGGGCAAUGCUCUCGAAAGCUAUAAGAAUACGACCGGUGAUCCAGAAACCAAAAAAAUGAGAUUGAUUUCGACAGUUCAGGGGCAAGUAGUAGUUGAUAUGAAAGAGCAGGUGUGUCUGGACGCUGAAACGGACUUGAAUGCUUACUACAAGAUAGCAUGCAGGACAUUUGUCGACAAUGUCUGCCGGCUGGUCAUCGAGCGACACAUUCUGGCGAAAUUGAACGAAGCCUUCAACCCCACGACCGUCAGUUCAUAUGCGGAUGAUGAGCUCAUCUCUCUUGCCCAGGAGUCCCCUCAGGUUGCCACCGAACGUUCCGGUGCAAUGAAUCUUCGAGAUGCAUUGGAACGUAGCUUGAAUGAUUUGAAAGCUUAG